Molecule: messenger RNA, 516 nt
Organism: Cadophora gregata
Lineage: Eukaryota; Fungi; Ascomycota; Leotiomycetes; Helotiales; Ploettnerulaceae
Exons: 2
Coding region: 1-516 (171 amino acids)
Source: RefSeq, a predicted model, not a curated record
AUGAAGCUCACCCUCACCCUUCUUACCGUUGCCAGUGCGUUGGUCAGCCUCAUCAGCGCUCAAGGUGUUACCGGCGGCGUCCCUGCUUGCGCCCAACCCUGUAUCAAUCAGUUCACUUCCAAUGGAGGCAGCACGAUCGCCGGUUGCAAUCGAAUUGAUGCAACCUGUAUCUGCGCCAACAAGGACUUUCUGGGGGGCAUCGCAUGCUGUCUGGUAGACAAGUGUAAUCUCGACGACCAAAAAGCGGCGACCGAAUACGCUCUCGCGUUCUGCAAGGCAAAUCAAGUCACCGGCCUCCCCACGGCUGUUUCGUGCGCCUCGACUGCUACUGCAUCAACUGGUAACCCUACUGCUACCGGUAGUGCGGCCGCAACGAUCACCAGCAGUGGCGCGAACGCCGCCAGUACUACUGCUUCUGGAACCACCUCUGCUCCAGCCAAUGCAGCUCCCACAAAUGCGGCAAGACUUGGUGCCGGGAUCAUGGGAGGACUUGUAGCUGUUGUUGCUCUGAUGUGA